AUGCUGCGACCUACUAUGAUAUUACGGGCGUCCAACGGCCGACAUGCCAACAUCACCGGCUUCGACAUCAACAAGCUGAAGGAGGCGGCCACUAAGCCCGUCUACGACCCUUGGGAUAGAGCUGAAAGGUGGCGGUACACAGGACUCUUCAGCAGAUGGAACCGAUUCAAGGGUGCGUUUCCCGGCCUAGGAAUCGCGACGGUGGCGUUUGCGGCAUACUGCGGGUAUGAGUACGUCUUUUUGAAAGAUGAGCACCAUGGCGAGGGACACGGCGAGGGACACGGCGAGGGACACCACUGA
Molecule: messenger RNA, 300 nt
Organism: Cryphonectria parasitica EP155
Lineage: Eukaryota; Fungi; Ascomycota; Sordariomycetes; Diaporthales; Cryphonectriaceae
Exons: 3
Coding region: 1-300 (99 amino acids)
Biological process (GO): mitochondrial respiratory chain complex I assembly; electron transport chain
Cellular component (GO): mitochondrion
Source: RefSeq, a predicted model, not a curated record